Messenger RNA from Aplosporella prunicola CBS 121167, 2035 nucleotides. RefSeq names its product glycoside hydrolase family 16 protein. The transcript is spliced from 3 exons. The record is from RefSeq and is a predicted model, not a curated record. Gene Ontology annotation, biological process: fungal-type cell wall organization; carbohydrate metabolic process. Gene Ontology annotation, cellular component: fungal-type cell wall. The coding region runs from base 379 to 1839 and encodes 486 amino acids. Lineage: Eukaryota; Fungi; Ascomycota; Dothideomycetes; Botryosphaeriales; Aplosporellaceae. Gene Ontology annotation, molecular function: chitin binding; hydrolase activity, hydrolyzing O-glycosyl compounds; glycosyltransferase activity.
UGUUGUCCGCCCAGGUUGUCCCCUGCAUCGGCUCACGACACCUGCGACAGGCCCUUUCUUCUGUCGUUUCUUUCAUUAAUUCUUCAUUCUCCCCUGUUUGCCGCUACCUUCGUUCUCGAGCUCCCUCCAUCAAUCGUUUUAGAUCUGUUUGCACGCUCGCUCACAUUUCUUUCUCAUUGACAUUGUUCGUCGGUCGCACAGCAAGAACCCUUGCCACCCGGGCUUUUUUCUUUCCAUCCCAGUCUGCUGGCUUGUCCCUGCGUCACGACGCAUUAUUCGCCCGUGCUACGGCCGCCGCCAGCGGUCUGCUGUUGAGCCGUCAUCGUCAAUCGUAGCACACGUCUCGAUUCGUACCUCCACCGGCAGUCUCUCGCAGCAAUGGUCCGCACCGCUACUGCUGCUGCAUCUGCUGCGCUGGCAGCGGCGCUGCUGUUCUCGGCCGGCGUCGCCGCCGACAGCAGCAUCCCGAGCUGCGGCCCCGACAGCCCAUGUCCCGCAGACGCGCCGUGCUGCUCCCAGUACGGCCAGUGCGGAGUCGGGGCUUACUGUCUCGGCGGCUGCGAUCCGCUCUUCAGUCACACGCUUGAUUCGUGCGUGCCCGUGCCCGUCUGCAACAGCAAGAACUACGAUAUCAAUGGCCUGGACGGCGUCGUGAGCAUUGACAAGUACCUUGGCGAUGCGAGCAAGGCCAACUGGGUCGCGACGGGCAAUCCGCUGCGCUAUAAUGAUGGCUUGCUGCUUACGAUGGCCGAGGGCACGGUGGGCACGUUGCUGGCUUCGACGCAUUAUGUCUGGUAUGGCAAGAUCAGCGCGAAGCUGCGGACCAGCCAGGGCAAGGGCGUCGUCACGGCGUUUAUCAUGAUGAGCGAUGUGCGCGACGAGAUUGACUUUGAGUGGAUUGGCACAGACAUUGCGCACGCGCAGAGCAACUACUACUCGCAGGGAGUGACAGUGUACACAAACGGCAAAGCGCUCGGCGUCCCCGACGACAACACCGUCUCGACCGAGCACGAAUACACGAUCGACUGGCAACCAGACACGCUAACCUGGUCAGUGGACGGAACAGUGCUGCGCACACUCAACCGCAAAGACACCUGGAACAGCACCGUCAACCGCUUCGACUACCCGCAAACGCCCGCCCGCGUCAUGCUCUCGCUCUGGCCCGCCGGUCUCCCCUCCAACGGCGAAGGCACCAUCGAGUGGGCUGGCGGCCUCGUCGACUGGAACUCGCAGUACAUGCAAAACGGCUACUACUACGCGGAGAUCAGCUCCGUCAGCGUCGAAUGCUACGACGCGCCGCCGGACGCGCAGAAGAAAGGCUCGAAAAGCUACGUCUAUACCGAUCCCGCGGGCACCAACGACACCGUCGCCAUCGUCAACGACCAGGUCAUCCUAGGCAACUUUUACGCUACGGGCACUAAGCCCGAAAACGACGACGAUGAUGAUGAUGACAGCGCGUCGAAGACGAAGUCGGCCGGCGCGUCAAAGUCCUCGUCCACGGCUAAGGCGUCAAAGCGCCCCGAGACGGUGCCGGGCAUGUCGGGCGCGGGAAACCGCGGCGAGGACGGCACUGUCCAGAGCGUGGGGUCUGGCGCUGCGGCGAGCGCGAGCGCGGCUGCGGGCUCGGGCUCGGGCUCGGGCUCGGGCGCGACGUCCUUGGAUGGUAAUGAUAACAGCUUUGACCAGGGCUUGGGCGGAAAUAAGGGCGGGAAUGGUGGCGGUGCGGGGCAGACGGGUGGUGCGGCGGGGUUGGCUGCUGCUGCUGGGUUUGGUGGGGUGGGUGCGUGGGGGGUCUUGCUGCUGGGAGCGCUUGUGGGGGGAGUGUUUGUUUGGGCUUGAUAAGUGACUGGUUGGGUUGGACUGGGGGUGGGAGUGAGGUUUGGCUUGAUGUGGUUUUAUUUGCUUUGAUUGGUUUGAUUUGGUUAGGUGAAAGCUACCGCACCAGCUGGGCUGUAGGAGCAUGCACGUAUGGAUGCAUGGAUGGGUAACCACUGCCACGGAUGACUCGAACGAACGGACGGACGGACGCAUGGAU